AUGAGAGUUGUCACGAUACUAGCAGUGCUUUUCGUAAACUUCGCACUUCUUAUUGCGGCUGCGCAAAAGGACUAUUAUCAGAUUCUUGGAGUGAACAAGGAUGCUGGCGAAAAAGAGAUCAAGCUGGCCUAUAGACAGUUGAGUUUGAAAUACCAUCCAGAUAAGAAUCCUGGCAGUGAAGAAGCACACGAGAAGUUUUUGGAAGUGGGUGAAGCUUACGACGUUUUGAGCAAUUCCGAAAAGAGAUCAAACUACGACAAAUUUGGUGACGCCAACGGAGGACCGUCUAACCAGGAGUUCCAGUUUGAUUUUGGAGAUAUGUUUGGACAAUUCUUUGGAGGUCACGGUGGUGGUGGUCAAGGCGGCCAGAGAGUACGUAAGGGUGACAGCACACAAGUAAACUUGCAUGUAGCACUUGGCGAUUUCUAUAAUGGAAAGUUGUUGGAGUUUGAUGUUGAGAUGAUGAACAUCUGUGAGAAAUGUGAGGGUACUGGAUCAAAGGAUAGACAAACCCAUACAUGUGACAAGUGCAAGGGUGCCGGAGUAGUGACAGUUCGUCAUCAGCUUGCUCCCGGUAUGGUUCAACAGGUCAGAAUGCAAUGUGACCAGUGCGGAGGUAAGGGUAAGACUAUAGCCCAUAAAUGUGGCUCCUGCUCAGGAAAGGGUGUCCAUGCUGGACCCAGACAUUAUGAAGUAUACAUCAAACCGGGCCAGCCGCGCGAUUCCAACAUUGUUUUGCAUGGCGAAGGUGACAGGAAUCCAGACUGGGUUCCCGGCGACUUGAUUAUUAAUGUCCGCGAGGAGUUCGUCAAGAGCUGGGGCUACAGACGGAUCCAUAGUAAUUUGUACAGAACAGAAGUCUUGACUUUGAACGAAUCCAUCGAAGGAGGCUGGGAGAGAAAGAUUGCAUUUUUGGAUGCCGAAGAUAACGUUCUUACGUUGAAGAGAGAAAAAGGUGUCAGGGUUACAGACGGAGAAGUAGAGAUCAUCAAGGGCAAGGGGAUGCCAUUGUUGGAUGAGCACCAGGACCAUAAUGAUGAUUACGGAGAUUUAUUCAUCCAGUACAAGAUCCUUGUAGCUGGGGGUAAGGCACAGAAGUUGCUGCACGAGAAAGAUGAAUUAUAG
This is a messenger RNA of Scheffersomyces stipitis CBS 6054, 1125 nucleotides long. RefSeq lists its product as uncharacterized. Lineage: Eukaryota; Fungi; Ascomycota; Pichiomycetes; Serinales; Debaryomycetaceae. Gene Ontology annotation, molecular function: Hsp70 protein binding. The transcript has a single exon. The record is from RefSeq and is a predicted model, not a curated record. Gene Ontology annotation, cellular component: cytoplasm. Gene Ontology annotation, biological process: protein refolding. Bases 1 to 1125 code for a protein of 374 amino acids.